AAGUGCGAGUACUUCAAUGCUGGGGGGAGCGUGAAGGAUCGAAUCGCCCUGAGGAUGGUGGAGGAUGCCGAAAGAGCUGGGAUCAUAAAACCCGGAGACACGCUCAUUGAGCCAACAUCAGGAAACACAGGAAUCGGACUGGCCCUCGUUGCUGCAGUGAAAGGCUACCGCAGCAUCAUUGUGUUGCCAGAGAAAAUGAGCAUGGAGAAGGUUGAUAUACUAAGGGCUCUUGGUUCUGAGAUUGUUAGGACUCCAGGCGCCAAGUUUGAUUCCCCUGAGUCUAAUGUUUCUGUUGCUCAGAGGCUGAGAAAUGAAAUCCCGAACUCCCACAUUCUGGACCAGUACCGAAAUCCCGGCAACCCGAUGGCUCAUUAUGACACCACCGCUGAGGAGAUCCUGGAGCAGUGCGAAGGCAAGGUCCACAUGGUCGUGGGUGGAGCUGGCACAGGAGGUACCAUCACUGGCAUUGGCAGAAAGCUGAAGGAGAAGUGCCCGGAAUGCAAAAUUGUUUGUGUAGAUCCCGAAGGCUCCAUUGUCGCUCUGCCCAGUGAGCUGAACACAGCAGAGGACGCAACCAUGGAAGUAGAGGGGAUUGGACAUGACUUUAUCCCAACUGUCCUUGACAGAUCAGUGGUGGAUCUGUGGUGCAAGUCCAAUGACACGGAUUCCUUUCUCAUGGCUCGCAGGCUGAUUAGAGAGGAAGGAUUAUUGUGUGGGGGCAGCUCUGGCAGCGCAAUGGCCAUUGCUGUGAAGGCUGCCAAGGAUCUGGCGGAGGGUCAGCGCUGUGUUGUCAUCUUGCCCGACUCCGUCAGAAACUACAUGUCCAAGUUCUUGAAUGAUAGGUGGAUGGGCAAGAAUGGAUUUCUAAAAAAUAUCCAGGAACAUAAGCCUUGGUGGUGGAAUGUCAAGGUGCGGAAGCUGAAUCUCUCGGCCCCUCUCCUUCUUGUCCCAGAGGUCAACUGUCAAAAGGCAAUCGAAAUCCUCAAGGAGAAGGGCUAUGCCCAGGCACCAGUGGUUGCUGAAUCUGGUCACAUUUUGGGAAUGGUGACUCCCAGUAACAUCCUCUCCUCAGUGCUGGCUGGAAAUGCUCAGUUCUCGGAUCCAGUCAUCAAGGUCAUCAAUGACCAGUUUUCAAAGAUUAGCCUGGAUGACAACCUUGGAAACCUCUCUAAUAUCCUGGAGGAUGAUCAUUUUGCUAUAGUUGUACAUGAACAGUUGCAAUACAUUGGAGAUGGCAGUUACACCAAGAAACAGAUGGUGUUUGGAAUGGUGACGGCCCUGGAUCUCCUGAACUUCAUUACCCGAAAGGACAAGAGCCAGCAACAAAGAGUUGCUUCACCAAGAGGCUCUGUUGCCUCAGAUGAAUCUGAAAUAAGCCACUGACGGUUUUUCAAAAUGACAAGGCUAAGAUUUUAAUUGACUAAUCCUUGGUCCCAUACGCUUGAUUGCAUCCAAAAUGACGUCAAAGGAAUCUGUGGUUCAGGAUGAUCUGACUAAAGAACAAAGUUUAAUUAAAAUAAGCAGUUAUAUUGAGAUAACAUUACAGCACAACACUGGGGGGGAUGGUGAGGGGGUUAAUAUAUGGGUCUUAUUGCACAGAUUUUAUAAGACUUGUCUCUUGCUGUUUUCAUGGUUAAUUAACACCUUCUCCCACUUCAUGAGGCACAUGAUUAUGGCUGGGGCUGGAGCCAGCCUUCUCCCACAUUUCACCCCUGGCUGGGGGAAACCCCUGCUGAUUGGUUGCCUUCCCCAAUCGCCACCCUUCUGAGGAAGAGCAGCCAAUCAGAUCUGCUGCAGGCAGAGUUUCUCUUUCCCUCCCUUCAGGGGCAGACCCCUUUCUUACAGGAAGGGAGAAGGGAGCAAGCAGGACCCAGCAGGUUAGGCCAGCUCUGCUUCCUUUCACUCCAGUGAACAAUGGGAUGGCUCCUCUGCUCCUCCCCCAUCUGCCCUCCAUCCCUGCUACACCUGGCCUGGGAAGGAGAAGAGGCAACCCUGCAGCAGCCCCCACACCAGGGCCUGGGAGAGAGGAGUGAAGACUCUCAGGAGCUAUAGAAAGAGCAGAGGUGAGGUUGGUGGGGCUGAAUUGAUGUGGGGGCUCAGGGAAUGGGCAGAACCGAUGCAGGAGCUGCCAGGGGGCAGGAUUGAUAUGGGAGUUGAAGGGCAGGAUUAUUUGCUGAACAAGGGUUGUGCAGAUGGGGAGGGGAAAGCUCCUGCAGCAAAGGCCAAAAUCCCCUUACCCAGGACCUUUUGGGGGAGUGGCCAGCACUAAUUGUCACCUAGACACACUGGGGAUGGACAGGGGGAUCCCCAAACUGAAAAGACAGCCCAAAAACACAAUGUAAUCUUUUCUUUUAAAAAAAAAAUCAUGAUUUUGGGGCCAAUUAAUUAUUUUUGGUUUCCGAUGUGAUUUUUGAAGCUUUGGAGUCCAUUCCAAGAGCUGUUAGCAGAGCUCAGAACAGCCACACCGAAGGAACUAAGUGCACAGCAAGAGAAGAGUAAACAAAUGAAAUCACUUUUGCAGCCCAGUUUAGGGAAAUAGGCACAAUUGCUUCAGGCAUGUGCUGUGGGCAGUUUGAGAGAGGAGCAACUACUUUCAGUUUUAGCUUUUCCUAAGCGACAAGUCUGUGUUUUUAAUCGAAUCUGGUAUGUACAAGGUUUUUGAUAAAUGAUAAAGUAUUUAUGGUUAGGAAUGGUGUCUGCUGCUUUUUGUUUGCUGAGUUAUUCGCAAUACAUCAAGUCUUUUGCAAGUAUUUGGGUAAGUGUUUGUUCACGUCUGGUUUUUGGCCAGAAAAGCAGACCACCCCAAUAAACUGUCCUCUUACUAGAGCUAGACCUGGAAAUCUCAGGAGAAGCUUUGCAGACUCAGGAAGUUCAGACAGUUUGGGAAGGUCUCCACACCAAACCCAAGCUGUUCACUAUCACUAAGGGAAAACCAUUGAGCGGGGACGGGAGCGGAGAGGAGGGGGAACAACAAAAAGUGAUAAAGUCUCUCUCCCUAAACCAGAGAGGGAAUCCUGAAGAACAAUGUUUGUUACCUGGAUGGAGACUUAGGGCUUGUCUUCAUCUACAGCGGUGUAGUUAAUCCACCUCCCCGACAGGCAGUAGCCAUAUUUUCCACACCCGUGAGUGACGUGGUUAUACCGACAUAAAUUGAUAGCAUAGAUCUUACCCUUACUGAACUGAAGGAACCUCGCCUUUGAUUUCAGAGAAGACAGAAUCAGGCCCUUGCUGGUGGAUUUUUUUUUUAAAUUCAUCCAGAGAAUAGUUUCAUAAAUUGAGAGAAAAAAAAUCAACAAAUUAAUCACAUGAACAAGAACUUUUCAGUAGGAAAGAGUGCGGCUGGCUGUAUGCGUGUGCGUGUGAGAGAGAGAUGACAUUUUCCAUUUGCUGUUUGUCCAGCAGCACACGAGGUUCUGAUAGCUGCAAGAAAUUGUCUGUGUUAUAUAUAUAUGAAGAAAAAGCAUUGUAUUUUAUAUGACUGUGUACUCGAACAAAAACAAAUGCAAUAUUUAAAACAAAAUAUAGUUAAUUAUUUAUUUGAGAGGGUUUUGCCCCUUUCGGACAAGAUCUGAAACAGAGCUCAGAGGCCUGAGUCAUUUGUGGUCAUUAAAGAAUCCAUGGAAUGUUUUGCAGGAGUAAUGGGGGGAUUGUUAACUCUGUGUGUUGGCCAUAUUCCAA
Caretta caretta (loggerhead turtle) is the source of this 3678-nucleotide messenger RNA. Its product is annotated as cystathionine beta-synthase-like. Gene Ontology annotation, cellular component: cytoplasm. The record is from RefSeq and is a predicted model, not a curated record. Gene Ontology annotation, molecular function: cystathionine beta-synthase activity. Lineage: Eukaryota; Metazoa; Chordata; Testudines; Cheloniidae.